Messenger RNA from Diprion similis, 1791 nucleotides. Its product is annotated as polyprenol reductase. The record is from RefSeq and is a predicted model, not a curated record. The coding region runs from base 225 to 1133 and encodes 302 amino acids. Gene Ontology annotation, cellular component: endoplasmic reticulum. Gene Ontology annotation, biological process: dolichol-linked oligosaccharide biosynthetic process; polyprenol catabolic process. The transcript is spliced from 5 exons. Gene Ontology annotation, molecular function: 3-oxo-5-alpha-steroid 4-dehydrogenase activity. Lineage: Eukaryota; Metazoa; Arthropoda; Insecta; Hymenoptera; Diprionidae.
UUCUCCUUUCCAAAACUAUUUGAGUGCACCUGAUACAGCGUGUCCAUCGACAUUAUCAAGUAUUGUCGUAAUAUGAAACCUACGUCCAAAGUUAUUUUCUCCAGCACAGAGUACCGUUAAUUUAAACGAUUCCAUUUGGGUCAACGAUACGACUUUCUAAGAGGCUAGCAAAUUCAGGAAGACAGGUAGUAUUGGUGAGAAGGUAGAGACGUUCACAGUGUACAAUGGAGCUGAAUUUAGUGCAAACUAUAUUCAUAUUUAAUUCAAUAACGCUAACUAUAUUGGGACUGUUAGUCUCAUUCGCAGAACCUUACCUUCCAAUAGCAAUUACGAACACUUAUCGGUAUGGAAGGUAUGCUGCAGAAGGAAAGUCAGCACUGAUUGCACCGAUACAAGUUCCAAAAAGAUGGUUCAAACAUUUUUAUGAAUUUGCUGCUCCCCUAUCAACCUGUACCUUGUUAAUUACAUUAAGAUUUUAUCUGGGAGUUGGCAAUGUACCAGUGAACAUACUUCAAAUCCUCGACAUUCUAUUCGGAGUAAAUAGGAAAUCACUCGUAUCCCCGGAGCACACUACACUGGCUCUAGUGCUGGUGACAAUUCACUGUUGGAAACGUUUCUAUGAAACACAUUACGUCAAUAUUUUCAGUAAUGUAAAAAUAAAUCUAGCACAUUAUAUUGUGGGGUUUCUUCAUUACGUGGGAACUAUAUCGUGUCUGAUAGGAGAGUCAGAUGGAUUUGUUGAAGGAUCCAGACCUAUUGUAAAUUGGAAUGGGUUGACAUACAUAGAUUAUAGUUGCUCUAUUAUAUUCUUGUGGGCGACUUAUAAACAGCUUGUCUGUAACAAAAUUCUAGCGAAUUUACGCAAAAAUAAAAAAGGCGAAAUGGUCACUUUGCAACACAAAAUUCCGAAUGGUGAUCUUUUCGAAUACAUCUCUUCUCCGCUCCAAUUGUCAGAAAUUCUCGUGUACUUGAUGCUGACAAUUAUACUAAGAAAUAGCCGAACAUUCUAUUAUGUAUUCUUCUGGGUGCUUUCAAACCAGGUAGCAACUGGUCUGCUUGGUCAUUGGUGGUAUGUCGAGUCAUUUAAAGAAUAUCCAAAACAGAGAAGAGCUGUGAUACCUUGGAUAUUGUAACUGUUGCAGCGUUGAUUGUUGAUUAAUACUACGGUUUUUAUUUAAUAAUCAAAUGUAUUUUUGAUAUUAAAAUUUUUUAAUAUUAUUAAAAGUACCUGAUGGUUUAUGUGGUGCGAUGUUAUUUUGAGCUGUAAUAUACGUGUAUAAUGUAAAUAUAGCAGCAGAGCACUCAAUCCGUACAAAAGAAAAAGUCUUAAAAUAUCUUAACUACGUUUAACUAUCUGAAAACAGUGAAUAAUCCAACUAUGUUAUUGUUAUCACUGUUAAAAAAAAAAAAUGGAAACACUUUCCAUUAAUUCACCCUAUGCAAAGAUUUAGAAUCUUUACUCCUGCCACACAAAUGGUAAUUAUGUGGACAAAUUAGAACAGGAAUGCUGUUUCGGACAUAGUGAAUAUAAUAUGUUAGUGUAAAUUGACAUUCAACUUAGAUCUUUCCAUCUCUACAAUAAAUAUCAAACUGUCACAUUUGCAGAGAAUUGUAUUGUAAAUAAAUUAUGCCAUUGAAGAUAAUAAAUCGUCGCUAGAUGUUGGUCUCGAAGGAGUUAUGUAUUUCUUCUGUGUCACGUCUGAGUUUCCUAUUUGAAGAGAAGACUGUAAAAUGCAAGAAACAAAUGUUAUUAUUUUGUAAUGAAACUCCAAAUUGUUCAAAAUUGUAUUA